Centrocercus urophasianus (Greater sage-grouse) is the source of this 9820-nucleotide messenger RNA. RefSeq names its product kinesin family member 11 (gene KIF11). The record is from RefSeq and is a predicted model, not a curated record. Gene Ontology annotation, cellular component: nucleus; spindle microtubule. Gene Ontology annotation, molecular function: ATP binding; microtubule binding; plus-end-directed microtubule motor activity. Gene Ontology annotation, biological process: mitotic spindle assembly; microtubule-based movement. NCBI's taxonomy places the organism in Eukaryota, Metazoa, Chordata, Aves, Galliformes, Phasianidae.
GGGGCCUCGGGGGGGAUGCGCGAGCCGCCAUUUUCCUGUCACCUGGCGCCUCGCCGGCACUACAGUUCCCGGCAUGCACAGCGCUCACGGCAGGAUCUGCCGCUUCCGCCGUGCUUUCACGUCGUCACCCGAAAUUUGAAAGGAGGUCCCAUGGUGCCCCGCGGGCGCCCGCUGAUUGGUCGGGAGGCAGCGCCGCGCGGUUCGAAGGUGGCGGCGGCAGCGGCAGGCGCUCGCAGGCGUUGGGCUGGUUCCGAGUCUCGGCUUCAGCUUGAGCCGCGCCCGUGCAGCGCGGCCGGUGUCUCUACCGUCGUCCUCGGCUCCCUCGCGUCCGAGUGCGCCAUGGCCUCCCUCAGCUUCCAGAGUGGCGGCGGCUCGAAGAAGGAGAAGGAGGAGAAGGGCAAGAACAUCCAGGUGGUGGUGCGCUGCAGGCCUUUUAAUGCCUCGGAACGUAAAGCAAACUCCUAUGCUGUUGUAGACUGUGAUCAAGCACGAAAAGAAGUCAGCAUCCGCACUGGAGGAGUCACAGACAAGAUGUUAAAAAAGACUUACACAUUUGAUAUGGUUUUUGGAGCUCAGGCAAAGCAGAUUGACGUAUACCGGAGUGUUGUGUGUCCUAUUUUGGAUGAAGUUAUUAUGGGCUAUAACUGUACAGUGUUUGCCUAUGGCCAAACUGGUACUGGUAAGACUUUCACAAUGGAAGGGGAACGGUCCCCCAACGAGGAGUACACUUGGGAAGAGGAUCCAUUAGCAGGUAUAAUACCUCGUACAUUGCAUCAAAUAUUUGAAAAACUCACAGAGAAUGGCACUGAAUUUUCAGUGAAAGUCUCUCUUUUGGAAAUAUAUAAUGAGGAGCUUUUUGAUCUUCUGAAUCCUGCUCCUGAUGUUGGAGAAAGACUGCAGAUGUUUGAUGACCCCCGAAAUAAGAGAGGUGUAAUUAUUAAAGGCUUAGAGGAGGUAACUGUACACAACAAAAAUGAAGUCUAUCAGAUCCUGGAAAGGGGUGCAGCAAAGAGAACAACUGCAGCUACUUACAUGAAUGCAUAUUCCAGCCGUUCCCACUCCGUAUUUUCAAUUACCAUCCAUAUGAAAGAAACCACAGUAGAUGGAGAAGAACUUGUUAAAAUUGGGAAGCUAAACUUGGUUGAUCUUGCAGGAAGUGAGAACAUUGGUCGAUCUGGGGCAGUUGACAAAAGAGCUCGUGAAGCUGGAAAUAUCAAUCAGUCUCUCCUGACUCUGGGAAGAGUUAUUUCUGCUCUAGUAGAAAGAGCCCCACAUGUGCCAUACAGGGAAUCUAAACUCACAAGAAUCCUUCAAGAUUCUCUUGGAGGACGAACAAAAACAUCAAUAAUUGCCACAGUUUCUCCUGCAUCUAUAAAUCUUGAGGAAACACUGAGUACACUAGAAUAUGCCCACAGGGCAAAGAACAUAUUGAACAAGCCUGAAGUUAACCAGAAACUGACCAAAAAAGCUCUUAUUAAGGAAUAUACUGAAGAGAUUGAGCGUCUGAAACGAGACCUUGCUGCUACACGUGAGAAAAAUGGCGUCUAUAUUUCCCUUGAAAAUUUUGAAGCCCUUAAUGGAAAGCUGACGGUUCAGGAAGAACAAAUUGCAGAGUAUAUUGACAAAAUCACUGUCAUGGAGGAAGAGAUGAAAAGAGUGACUGAACUGUUCACAGUUAAUAAAAACGAACUUGAGCAGUGUAAAACAGAUCUAGAAAUCAAGGAGAAGGAACUGGAAGAAACACAGAAAGAUCUGCAAGAAACCAAAGUUCAUCUGGCUGAAGAAGAAUAUGUGGUUUCCGUUUUGGAAGAUGCUGAACAAAAACUUCAUGGCACAGCUAGCAAGUUGCUUAAUACAGUUGAAGAAACCACAAAAGAUGUAUCUGGUCUCCACGCAAAACUGGACCGUAAGAAGGCUGUUGAUCAGCACAAUGCUGUUGUCCAAAAUACGUUUGCACAACAAAUGACUGAUUUGUUCAACAGAAUACGAGAUUCAGUUACUGAGAACAGUGUGAAGCAGCAACAGAUGUUGAUGUCUUACACGCAUUUUAUAGGUGACAUCUUGUCUACCAGUUCUUCGGCAGCUAAUAUUCUUACAUCAGUUGUAUCAGCAUCCUUUGCCUCUCUUAAGGAAUUGGUGUCUACGGAAGUUUCUUGCAUGUCUGAAAAAGUAUUACAACAUGAGAAUCUGUCACUUGAUCAUAAAGCUGAGCUACUGAGAUUAAUUGAGGAGCAUGCGUCAGGAUUAGGAAGCGCAUUAAAUAGCUUGACACCAAUGGUAGAAUUUGUCCUGGGCCUAAACUGUCAAUUUCAGACUAACGUGAAAAAAUAUUCAGCUGUGGCUGAUAAGCUGGAAAGUCAUAAAAAAGAAAUGGAUACCUUCUUUGAAGAUCUUUCUCUCACUCUGAAAAAAUUACAGGAAGAAACAGCUAAUGUUCUUGCUCAGCUUCAGAACGAUUGUGAAAAUUUAAGAGAAGAAGUGGAAAUGACAAGACUAGCACAUACAAAGAGUGCAGCUGAGUUAAUGUCCUCACUACAAAGACAGCUUGACCUGUUUGCUCAAGAGACUCAGAAGAACUUAGCUGAUGUACUGGCAAAAAAUGGAGGCUUGAAGACCACCAUCACUGCUGUGCAAGAAAAUGUUCACCUGAAAACUACCAACCUAGUCAGCAGCACAGCUUCUAAUCACAGCAGAUUUCUUGCAUCUAUGGAUAAUUUUUCUAAGGAGCUCAGGAUUAUAAAUGGUGAAAAUAAGAGGAUGCUGGAAGAUUCCACUGACCACUGUCAGCAGCUUCUCAUCAAUCUCAGAAAUGUGUCUCAGGAUGCUGAUAAAUGUGCUGAACUUACAAUUGCUCAGAUAGCCAGCUUUACCGAUCAGCAGCUAUUGUCCCUCAGGGAUGAGAAACAACAGCUUAUGUGUUUUCAAAAGAAAAACGGAGAAAACUGUGAUAAAGCAAUAGCUGAAAUUGCCGACCAAAUUGGUACUCAAAAAUGUGCUGAGGAGAAGAUACUAAAUGGCCUUCUUGAUCGAAUGAAAGUUGAUCAGGGGGUACUUCUGGAACAGAAGCUGGCACUUAAUGAAGAAGCACAGCAUGGACUGGCUCAGGUUAAUGGUUUCCUGAAAGAAGAUCUUAAAGUGGAUAUUCCAACAGGGACAACUCCACAGAGAAGAGACUACUCUUAUCCAGUCACACUGGUGAAAACAGAACCCAGGGAACUUCUACUGGAACAACUGAGGCAAAAGCAAUUAAUGCUUGAUGCUAUGCUGAACAGUGUGAUACAGGAAGUGGAGGGAAAUACAGAUGAGGACCUGCUGGAAGAGGAGGAAGGGAUGCAAGAAUCCACUGAAAGCCUUGGUGAUGACAAGUACUUAGUGGAUAUAAACAUAAGCUGUCAUGCAAAUGGAGGCAUUCCCUUUUUCCAGCACAAAAGGAGUCACAAAAAAGAUAAAGAGAACAAAGCUGCAGCAAUGUUGGAGAAAAACAAAACUGAAGAUAUGACAGAACAGCUUCUUCCUAAAUCUAAGCUACCCUUAAGAUCACUGAACUAAAAUAUACAUAUAUACUGCAGGUUCUUAUAAAAUACUUUUGGUUAUCUACUGAGCCAUAAGUUCUCCUGGUUGUUCUGUCUCUGUAUAUAGUGAUAUAUUGAUGCGAUAUUGGAUCAAAACUUGACACGAUAUGUCCUGCCUUUGUUCUGUUUUUAUAUACGAUGGCUUGCAAAUAUUAACAUUUUUAUUUAAAAAAAAAAAAAAAAAAAAACAACAACAACAACAACAAAACAAUCUGAAGGUUAUGGUGCUGUAUGUUAAGUGACAUUUUUUAUCUUGUCAAGUAAUAGAUUGCUUUCUGCUUCUCAGUAGAUUUGUAGUAGCAGGAAGGGAUAUGGAAUAAUGCUGUUUUCUUAAUUGUAAAUAUGUGAUCUGUUUCUGUACCUGCCUUACUCUGAUUCCUGUUACUAUGAAGUAGAUAGUUGUCUUCGGGGUACUUUCAAAUAAAUCAGUUGAUGCACAGAGUAUAGAUGUGUAUGCAUAUGUGGUUUCAGUCUUAAACUUGACAACAUAGCUAAAGUAUUAUCUCUGCAAAAUAGAUCCUCUGAACACCAUUCAGAUAAAUGCUGAUAAAGAUCAAUAAUUUUGAUUAUACCCUUGCACUGUGAUUCUCUUGGCUAUAGCACCAGAUGGACUGAUUUUCUGUAUUUCUGUACCACUUCUUACCUGUUAGUUUCUCUUCAUGGGCAAAGCUAAUUGCUUUUCUUUAGCAGCAGAUAGCAGGAGACAAAAGCAUUCCCUUCCAAAUGAGCAAGGCAGCUAUAUGUCCACAACCUCAUUACUUUUUAUUUUUAUUGUCUUAGUACUUAGCUUAUAUACCAGAUCUUUCCAUUAUAUGAGGUUUGAAACCCUAAAAGGGGUUUUGAAAUCCUGUUUUGUCUGUGGAAAUGUCUCCAUUGAAGUGGUUGGUAUGUUGUGAAAUUCUGACAACAGAAACAUCAUGGGCGUAAUUUUCCAAGACUUGGCAUCUAGGUUCUUGUACCACAUUCUUUAAUACUGACAAGAUUUUUGCUAGUGUAAUCUAUCCACUUCCUAACUAAAAGGCACUUCUGCAAGUCUUUCACCCUUAAUUUUCUAUACAGAGUUCACAAGAUCGGUGUGAACAAACAAACUGGAGCAGCCAGUGCCAAGGAAGGAUCACAUCCAUUAAAAUGAUGCCAGAAUCUACACUUAUUUAACCUUUUUGAAACUACCCUUGUCCAUAGCUGUUUGAUUUUCCCUGCUGUGGACACAGAUCGCUUUUCUCAUAUUGAGAACCUUUAACAGAUGUAUGAAUCUCUGGGACUGCUUGCUUUCUCUUUUCAGAGAGAUGUUUUCUUACAUUUGCAACAAUGUUAUGGCAGAUUACUGUUUCUUUCAUUGGGCCUGGUGCCUAGUGGUCACACCAGAAAGAUGAAUGGGAUGAAAAAUUCGGAUACAGAAUCUCUGCUUCCUUGCUCUCUGCUUCCUUGCCAUUGUCUCUUCUCCCACUAGGUGGCUCUAACGCUGAAGUGUUAGUCUAAACCUCCAGCACCGAUUGCUAACCAGGAUUUAGGAGCAGGCAAUUUGCCGAGGCUUUGUUCGGACAUCUGUUACAAGGAUGGGUUUGAAAAACUUAUGAUUUUAUGCUUCUGCUAGAACAAUCCUAUAUUCAAACCGGGGUGAGGGCUUGUUUAUUGAAGGAGCUGCGCUUAAGAGAGAUAUUCAGACCUGUGGCUUGAGCUUUCGUGCAGGAUCAAUAGAUGCUUGUAGUAAUUAAAUACUCUCUGAGAUCUCUGUUGCAUGGGCAUUCCCUAAAGUAGAAAGCAAAACCUACUUGUUUAGCUGUAAGAAACACCUCUUCCUUAACUUUGCUUACGCAGGGCUAACUGGAUGCACAGGUUUAACCCAAAGAGAGGAAAUUGGUGUGAUGUAGGGUAGUUUACAGAAUGGUAUCAAUUUUGCUUGUUAGAAAGUAUCGUUCAUAAGAAGCGUGGAAGCUGUUUCCACAGAACAAGUAGCAAGGUCAUACCCUGACUGAGUUGUGCUGAGGUGGAGGUGGAGUUGUGGUGUGACUGGGAUUGUACAGCCAUGUUCUAAUUAACCAGGAGAUUUUUCCGUCUGAUUCCAGCUUAGCAGCCAGGUGGGGCAACUCUCAAAUUAACAUAAAAAAGAAAAGAAAAGAAAAGAAAAAAACAGCUAGCAAAUAUGUACGAUGAAUGGUAAAAUGAACAGGGGAAAAAGAAGAGCUUAAGCACGUGUAGUAUGGUAGGAUGUGGAGAGACUGGUAAGACAACAGGAAACAAUAAUCAGAGCCACCAGCUUUCUUUUCAGUUAAAAGGGAGUAAUGAAGAGACAGUGAAAGAAAGGAAGUUUUCUGCUUCCGAGUUGACAGCUGUUGUAUCAGAAGCCGUUGUGUGGGACUAGAGAGGAAUGAGAAGCUACCUUUCUUUGUUCUGUUAGACAUCAGUUGCCCUAUAACCAUAUGUUAAAUGAGUGGAGGAAAUGAGAGCCUAGAACUCUUCAGGUGAUAAAAGAAAAUUUAAAUGUAGAAGGAGAUGGAAAAAUAUAAAAAGGCUAAAAUUCCUUUUCCAUCUUAAAGCAUCUGAAGGGGAAAAAAUGAGCUCUAAUCUUUUAGAACAUUAAAAAUGGGGAAAAAAUAUAUAGUUGCUAAAUAUAUACUUCUUAAAUGACUGUUUAUAUCCUUUUGACUCCUAUUUUUUCUUUCCUUGUUAGAAACUACUUUUUAUGGUAGAGGACUAUGCUCUAUAAGCUACCCGCCCACACACAUGGUAGCUUUAUGAACUUAAAUAACAAUAAAUCAUUCCAGGUUUUGUGUUAGUAGGGUUUAUAUGGUGCAGUAUUACAGGUGGGGUGUAGACCACCUAGCAAAGUAGGCUGCUCUUGAAGGUUGAACCCAAACUCAAUUCACAGCAGUACUUCUACGCUCGUUCUUGAAAAUGUUAAAAACCCACAACUCAGCAGGAACACAGGGCAGCUAAGCAAAUGUUUAGAUCUCUAUGUUCACAAUACAUGUGAAAUCAUCUUUGGUUCCUAUAAGGCCUGCCUACAAGAAUGAGGGUGCUUCAUUACAAUGCAUGUGCCCUUCAGACAUGCUAAAAAGGAGCAAAUGCUCGAUUCCCUGUUCUCUCUUCAGGGAAAAAGAUCGGAAUGAACUGCCAUUUUUAUAAGGGGUCUGAACAAUAUUUAUCAUGCUUAUUCUGUUUCAAACACUGUCCUGUCAGAUGUAGAGUGAUGUGCAAAACUAUAUGAAAAUACUCUGCUUUUAGGUGGUGUAAAAUUAGAUUUUGUAACGGGGAUUAACUGGAGUGUGCUGUUGUUGUUUUUUCUCUCUCCAGAAUAUUAAACUUACAUAAAUGUUUCCUUGGCUUUAUUAGUUACACUUGAAAUACUCUGGGGGACUCUUGGCCUGUUAUAACCCAAACACUGUAAGUCAGUGAAUGAGACACAGUGACUGAAAUGUUGAACUUGACAAGUAUGCUUUAUUUUUUUAAUUACCAAAAUGUAAGAAUGAAAUAAACAGAUGAUAUAAAAUAUAUUUGAGGGUUUUUUUCUGAGUCUUUCUAAAUAUGAUUGCCUACAAUUGCUGAUAACAUAAUUUUGACUAUAAUUUCAUUCUGAUAAUGUUCAGAGCACUAAUGCUACUGCCAGAAGAUUUUUUUUAAUGUGAAAAAGAAUUGUAUUUUCACUGGCAUAAGUUAAUUGAAAGAAAAAAAUCUUUUCUUAGCCUAAUUAAGCUGGCUAUUUUCAAAUGAAAAAUAACAAAAUUAGUGGCAAAGAAAAUAUUCUUUUAGCAGUUAUGACAAGUAUUAAGCAAAACAGAUGAAGUAUGUGGUAAGAUAUUUAUUUUUUCCUUCUCUACAGCCACUUGUUAUAAUGAUGGCUGCUGCUUAGAGGUCUGCUCUCUGAUUUUAUAAGGAGAUAAUUCUACAGCAGUCUCUUGGCUUACAUAAAAAUGGUAAGGUGAGGGAUCAGAUUCCUUAUCUCUGAAGUACAUUACUAACUUGGUAAUGAUAAUUUAAAAACAGAAAUCCAAGGCCCUCUUUACUCUGGCAACUAAAAGUUUCAUGGUGUUCAGGAGGAUUCCUCCAGGUAAUCGUGGCAGCUGCUUUAAUUCUUAAUUCUGUGUUUUUUCAUAGGUACGUCAGGGGAUUUUGCUUCCCCUACUUUGUAAAAUAACUUAGAGAUCUUUCAGGAUGGGUAUGACUGUAUCAUUCUGCUAUUCAGUGUCUUGAUCAAAGGUCUGUUGAAGCUCCUAAUGACAGUAGUGGUCCUAAGAUCACACCAAGAUCUGUGGGAAUUGUGUUUAUCACAAAAAGAGGAAUCUAUCUACAAAAUGUGGCACCAUGAUUCACACAGCAGAUGUCCCCUGUUUUCAGGAACUGACCUUCGUGGCUAAUGUAGGGACUGCUACUUCCACUUUGGAAUUAAGUUGUCAGUGUCUUGUUAAGAUGUUUCUGAUGGAGUAAAUGCCAGCUUUCUGGCAUGAUUGAUGCUGAAGAACUUAAGCAACCACUGUCGUAUGAAAAGGCUGUUUGGGGGAACUGUUUUUUCACCUUUCAAUUAACAUUCACUAACCAUCAGAACUAAACGUAAGUGGCAUCAGUGUUCUGUUUAGAGGCUGAAGGAAACAAUGAGUGAGACGCUUAUCCUUCGUUAGAGCCAGCAGCUUUUGUGACUUAAUUAAAAUAUGGCAUUAAUUUCAAAACCAUUCAUUAAAUCAUUAUGAUGAAAUGAUGAUAGGCGCCAAAAUUUUGCUUGUUCAUUCUAACAGUUUAUUUUGGGAAACUCAGUCUAACAGGAUAAACCUUGAAUAUACAGAUUAAUGCAGGGGAGGAAAUUUUACGAUGUCUGUUAGUUAAUACAGAAGCCAAUCUUAUUAAUCAUGGAUUUACAGAGGGCUGUUUUAUUAGAUGUUAACCAUAGCUUAUGUUGACAAUUGAUUUUCAUUGUAGGACAACUGAAUUUAUUAUUUGUAAUAAGAUAAAGAUAAUUAAAUUGACUUUGUAAAGGUUACUAUCAUAAAUGUUGGUAGUACCUGUGAAUAGCAAACAUAGAACUGCUUUAGCAGCGAAAAUUCAGUUAAGUGAUAGGGGCUUUUUUUCCAUUGCAUUUAAUUGUCUCUGAAUAUUUUUAGCGUGCAGUUCAUUUUCCAGCCUUUCAUUUUGUUUUUUAAUGCUGUGAGAAAACUGUCUGUGUUGAAACCUCACUUCUAGUUCAUUUUCUUUAAAAUAAAUCGGGGACAAAACAUUUUAAAAGUUACAGAAGUAAAGCAAAAUACAGAAUAUAAAUGUUAUGCCGCAAAGUCUUGUUCUGUGUCUUCUCCACUUUGUCAGCAAGUUAUUCACAAUGUGUUGAAACAGGUCUGAGAUCUACAAUUAAAUCUGACUUUCAGGUGUUUUUCCUUUUUUUCUAAUAUUAAAAAGCGUAAUUAUUAAGGAGGAGAAUUUAGGCCUUGCAAAAAAAUAAGGCUGUUCAGAAGUUAUGUAAUCUUUUAAAGUUGUAUUGGCUUCAUGAUGUGUAUUUCCCCACCCUGCAAUGUCAUCCAUAUAUCUGGGUACAAUCUUCUGAAAACGUGGAGGAAUUCUGAGGAUGUUGAGCCCUAGGGAAAGCAGCUGAAGUAAUAUCGUCAAACCAACAGCAGCAGAAUCAUGGAGUCAUAGAAUAUCCUGAGUUGGAAGGGGCCUACAGGGAUCGUUGAAUUCAGCUCCUGGCUCCACACAGAAGUACCUUCUGAAGAUUUGACAGUGUGGAACUUAUGCAGUACAAAGGUAAGUACUAUCAAAAUAUUUAUAACGUGCUUUUACCAUAAUAUUAUUCUUUGGUUUCUAGCUCAAAUUUGCCAUAACUCUACAGACUUGAAACUCAUCAUGUCUUCUUUGUUAUUUUGAAUCUGAAAGUAGAGAGGUAAGAAGACUGUUGUGUAAGCACAGAUGUUUGAUAUGGUCUUUAGGGGGUUUCAGAAGGAGGGCGCUGUUGAUGUUCUUCAAUGAAAUACACUUGCCUGGAUCUUUGUAGUAGUAGAGCUAACUGUGAUUAGUUCUUCUGUGGUUCAUCCAUUGGUGGAAAGAAGUCGUAGCUAUAUGGCUGAAUAUGGAGGAGGUGAGCAACACAUCACAAGAAGUACAGCUUACCAGGGAAGUUAGGCUGCUGGUUGCUGGGCUGCAACAUAGGUGCUAAUCACUUGUUUCAUUUCUAUUUAGUUCAGGAAAAAAAAACAAUGAAACUCUUUGUAGCUUUGUAACUGAUGGCCGGUUAGUUGUCCCAUGGCUUUGUUACUGAUGCUGCUUUC